UGAAUGGCGCCAGCGCUUCACGAGUCUCUUCCUUGACUGGGGCAGCAGCAGGCGCCCCUCCCCAAGGGCGAAUGGACCCCGAGGCUUGGCCUCACGCUCUGCGCUCUGGGGACGUGAAGAACAGGGGGGGGGGGCAGGCUGAGGGCAACGCUUUAUAGGCAGCAGACGCUGUUCUCACCCACCCACCGCUCACGGUGCGCAGCAGCCUCGGCAGGGACCGCGAGCCCAGGCUGAGCGCCAGGGAGACAGAAGCGCAGCGACUCACCCGCGGCCGCCGGCCACCCGCCCGACUCCGCGGCGCUCCUCAUGGGACCCCGGCGCCUGGCGUUCUUGCUGCCUCUGCUGCUCCUGCUGCAGACGGAUUAUAAAGGUGCUUUGGGAAAAAAACAUUCUAGGAAUCGAAGAGGAAUCCUUGAAUUAGCUGGAGCCAUUAAAUGCAGCACAGGACGCACUCCUUUUGCCUAUCUACGUUAUGGAUGCUAUUGUGGUCUGGGAGGGCAAGGCUGGCCCAAGGAUAAAGUAGACUGGUGCUGCUUUAAGCAUGACUGCUGCUACAGUAAAGCAGAGCAAGCAGGCUGUAAGCCCAAGAUAGAGAGCUAUAACUGGGAAUGUGAAGACAAUGCUGCUGUGUGUGAUUCACUAGAAGACAAAUGCCAAAAAAUAGUGUGUGAAUGUGACCGCAAAGCUGCCAAGUGUUUGGCUAAAGCCCCUUAUUACCCAAGGUACAUUUUCUGGCCAGAUUUUGUAUGUGGUGACAAUCACCCAAAGUGUAAGUUUUAGUGAAACAGGAGGACACUACUCUAAUAUUUAUAAAAAUCUGUAUGUGCUUUUGAAUUUAAAAAAUAAAAUUUCUCCCAUCAAAAAGGAUAGUGGUGAUUGAUUUUUUCCAACAAUGUUUGUGCAUGCCUAGUUUUCAUAAUGCAUAAGCUAAAAGAAAAUUUAGUGGUUCUUAACAGCUGGGAAACCGUAGCAGCUUUCGCGGACUAAAUAUAAGAACAAUUUUAUCAGAGAUUACUAAUAGUGUGUGAACCUUUAUCAUCACAAGCAGCAAUGGAAUGUUAACUAUGGGAAAAGCCUCUAGAACACCAGCUUUCACAAUCGUUAUUCACUGCAAGCUACUCAUUAUCUAUCACCCACAUAUGCAAAACAGCAUGUAGGGCUGGAGUGAAAACCUCCACUUUUAAAUUUCAUUUGAAUCCUGAAGCUAGAAUUUUAUAAUUAGAUUUAGCCAAGGGAAAGGCACACUCAGAGUGACACUGUCAACUUAAGGA
Caretta caretta (loggerhead turtle) is the source of this 1271-nucleotide messenger RNA. RefSeq names its product phospholipase A2 group X (gene PLA2G10). Gene Ontology annotation, molecular function: calcium ion binding; phospholipid binding. The record is from RefSeq and is a predicted model, not a curated record. Lineage: Eukaryota; Metazoa; Chordata; Testudines; Cheloniidae. Gene Ontology annotation, biological process: arachidonate secretion; lipid catabolic process; phospholipid metabolic process.